Striga hermonthica is the source of this 1764-nucleotide messenger RNA. NCBI's taxonomy places the organism in Eukaryota, Viridiplantae, Streptophyta, Magnoliopsida, Lamiales, Orobanchaceae. The record is from the annotation of a GenBank genome assembly.
AUGGCGUUGUUAGUCAAGCGAUUUCGACAAUCAUCCUUCUCCACCUUCGCCAAACGAAGAUCAUUUUUCACUCGUUUGGAUUACGAAAUCCCUUUAAAGCCUCUAGAGGAAGCAGUGAGGAGAGUUGCUGCUGGGCCUGCUGACGUAAGGCCAGACCAUUAUAAGCUGGUUUACCAGUGGGCGCAAUCCUUAUAUUGUGGGAAGAAUAAAAGUCUUCAGUUCAAGACCAUCCCACAUAGAUUGGGAUGGUUUACCCAUGGAUUAUGGGCCCAUACGGCCAACGUUGAUCACUUCUGCAGCAAGAACCCACAGCCCCUCUUGUCAUGGACGGAUUUAAAGGCCAUUCUAGGACUCAACCUGAUGCAUCUUUUGGAUCUUUGGCCAGAUCUAAAAGAUUGUGCUAAUCCUCUAGCAUGCUUGGAGUUUUGUCUCCAUCAGUGGAACAAACAUGGCAGACACACAGGGUUUACGUUUAAGGAGUAUAUAGAGCUUACCUUGAAGCUCACCCUGGAGCUCAUUGAGGCACACCCAGAUGGGCCCAAUUCAUGUUUUGGAGUACAAAUGGAUACUCCUAUGACGAUAGCCUCAGUACAUGCCGCUCUGUCAAUUCCAUUCAGGAAUUGGAGGUUGGGGAGUGUUUUCCAAUGCUCCUCCUCUGAGGUGGAAGUUCAUGGGAGAGUGGGGACAAAAAAUGAAGACAAUGUGGCAGAGUUGCGAAUUUGGAUAGACUCGCUGUUCGGAACAACCAUCAAAUCUAGAGUUAGAUUCUCAGGAAGUUGUAACAGCAAAAGACCGGUUAUGGCCCAAAUACCUUCGGCUUAUCCAUCCAAGGGCCCCGAUAAGUUAUCCACAUCAAGGAAUAGCAUGUACGUUGGAGCAUACCAAGCUGCAAUCAGCCACAGCAAUAUCCCUGACCUUUCUUCAGAGGAAAUUCUUGACAGGAACUACAUCAUUUACCGCUCGUGUAUUUGUCUUGGAAGUUAUCAGCGUGUGAUUGACGCGGUUGAUCCAGCAGCCCCAUUAAAUCUUCAGGCUGUAAAACUGCUUGCAUUGUAUUUCUGGAGCCCGAAAACCAAGGAAAUGGCAAUUUCGAAAACCUUUGAAUGGCUAGGAGAUCCAUUCAAAAGACACAGCCCCACAUUCUGUUUGAUUGCAGGGAUAAUAUUCUUAAAUGAGCAGAAUUACAAUCAGGCAUUGAAGGUUACAGAAGUUGGGGGAACAAUGGAACUCUACGCUUUCAAUGUUCAUAUUCUUCUCAAAAUGAACCAAGUUAAUGCUGCCACAAAUCAAUUGGUCGUUAUGAGAAGAAUAGACCGAGACCACGUCCUUACUCAACUUGCUGAUGGAUGGGUGAAUCUUGCAGUGGGAGGUACAAGUACUGGAAAAGCAUUGACUAUAUUUAAUCUGUUAUCAGCGAAGUAUGGAAUGUCUAGAAUGUUACAACAAGGUUUGAUUACUUGCAACAUGGACAUGGGCAACUUUGACACUGCUGAAACUCUUCUACUUCAAGCCCUGAAACAAGGUGUAAAGCAUCCAGAAAUUGUUCAAAAUCUGGUUUACUGCAGACUCAUCUGCCUCUGCCUCCACCAUCAGAAGCUGUGUAAACUCGGGAUGCAUUUGGGGAAUUUAUCAUGGACCAAACAAUUCUGGCCCCAACCCUCCAUUUUGCCGCAUGUCCAUAGCUCGCCGGACGUCACCAGAGCUUCGGCCAGUGCGCCGUGGACACUGCCUCGUGCGGUUUUCGCUGAUGAUCAUCCUCGUUAG